AUGGCCCCUUAUCUUGAGACAGUCAAGUCAUUUGCCGAUGUCGACCUGACAGACGGUGUUAAUACUCUUGAAUUCCUUGAAGCAUCCGACGGUCUCGUUGGUCUUUUCGAUCUCCUUGGAUCUGCAGCAUUCUCUGUUGUCCAGAGCGAUCUCAAGGGUAACAUCGCCAAACUCAGGGCACGGUAUGAGGCUGCCCCCACUCUGUCUGGUACUUUAGAGAAGCUGGUCGAGAACGAGAAGGGCGAGAAGAAGCGGACCGCAACUGAAGGUCUCCUCUGGCUGUUGCGCGGCCUCUCUUUCACCUGCAAAGCCCUUCAGAACGCACAACAGAACAAAACUGAAGAACUUUCCGCGGCGUUCACUAAAUCGUACGAGGGUACACUCAAGAAAUUCCACAACUUCGUUGUCAAGGGUGUUUUCGCGGUCGCGAUGAAAGCGUGCCCCUACCGUGCCGACUUCUACGCGAAGCUCGCGGCUGAUCCUGCAGGUGGCCCGGCGGCAUCGCAAGACAAAGUCAAUGAGGAGCUCGACAAGUGGCUUGCGGCUCUGGCCAACAUCGUCACUAGGAUGGAGAGUUUCUACGAAGUAGGGAACUACGCCAAAGGGCUGUAA
This is a messenger RNA of Mycena indigotica, 612 nucleotides long. RefSeq names its product putative glycolipid transfer protein. The record is from RefSeq and is a predicted model, not a curated record. NCBI's taxonomy places the organism in Eukaryota, Fungi, Basidiomycota, Agaricomycetes, Agaricales, Mycenaceae. Gene Ontology annotation, molecular function: ceramide 1-phosphate binding; ceramide 1-phosphate transfer activity. Gene Ontology annotation, cellular component: cytoplasm; membrane; cytosol. The coding region runs from base 1 to 612 and encodes 203 amino acids. The transcript has 5 exons. Gene Ontology annotation, biological process: ceramide transport; intermembrane lipid transfer.